AUGGCGCCGGGACACGGUUUCCUGAAGGCCGUGGCGCUGAUCAUGGCGCCGGUAGCGCUCGCCGUCGCUCUGUACAACUACAAUCCCGGGGACUUCUCGCCGGCGCCGAUGCCGCCGGAGUACUCGUACGGGCCCGACGUGUCCGCGCCGCGGCACGAGGCGCGCGCGCUGGAGCGCAGCGAGCGCGUGGGAGAGGGGCGGCUCCCGGGCCCGGAGGACCUCGCGUACGACGCCGCCGGCGGGUGGCUGCGGGGACGUCGAGGACUGGGCCCGGACCGGGGGACGCCCGCUUGGCGUCGCGCUCGCGGCGGACGGCGGCCUCGUCGUGGCCAACGCGGACAUCGGGCUGCAGAGGGUGAGCCCAGAAGGGAAUGUGGAGCUAUUGACGGACGCGGCGGAGGGUUCGCGCUGACCGACGGCGUGGAUAUCGCCGCCGACGGCACCAUCUACUUCACGGACGCGUCGUACAAGUACAACCUCGCCAACCACAUGGCGGACGUCCUCGAGACGCGGCCCCACGGGCGGCUCAUGAGCUUCGACCCGUCCACGGGGCGGACGGUCGUGCUCGUGCGCGACCUCUACUUCGUCAACGGCGUCGCCGUCGCGCCGGACCAGAGCUCCCUUAUCUACUGCGAGACGGUGAUGUGACGGCCCGACUGAGAGCGGGGUGCUCGUACAGAGCGAGCGCGAACGGGAUCGCGAUGACGGUGUAGUCAAAUACGAAGAACAAGAGAUCCGUCCAUCGACCUGCAAACGCGCACGGAAUUUGGUGAGACGACAUUGUCAAU
This is a messenger RNA of Setaria italica (foxtail millet), 788 nucleotides long. RefSeq names its product protein STRICTOSIDINE SYNTHASE-LIKE 5. Lineage: Eukaryota; Viridiplantae; Streptophyta; Magnoliopsida; Poales; Poaceae. Gene Ontology annotation, biological process: biosynthetic process. Bases 1 to 648 code for a protein of 215 amino acids. Gene Ontology annotation, molecular function: strictosidine synthase activity. The record is from RefSeq and is a predicted model, not a curated record. The transcript has 3 exons.